UUACCGCCCAACUACCUCGCCCGCCUGGCGCGCCGUUAGCUUAACGAAACUCGUGCGAGUGCAUUCAACUCACGCACGAGCACCGAGCACCGAGCAACAACAACAUUAACAUUUACGGCUACAACAACAAGAACAGCAGUCAAAAUGCUGCAGUCUCUGCUGUGAAUUAGCAUACAGAACUGAACGAAACUUUUGUUAAGCUUAAGCCGACUGCGCCGCCGCCGCCGCCGCUAACCGCAAUGCUUGCUAACGUGCCGUCAACGUCGAGUGCUGUCUCUGCCUCUGCUGCUGCCUCCGCCGCCGCCACAGCCGCUGUCACAGCAGAUAGCUGUGAUGAGCGCACACGUCUGCUGGGCAGCGCAUCGACGCCAACGCCGCCGCCGCUGUCGCUGUCGCCGUCGCCACCAAAAACGUUGACGCUGCCGCUGGUCCAUGCAGCGACGCAUCCGUCCCGCAGCAGCAGCAGCAACAGCAACAACAACAAUCACAGCGGCAGCAAUAGCAACAACAACGACAACGAUCUGGAGGCCAGCAAUAACAAUUACAACAACAACGACAACAAUCGCAGCGACGUAGACGACCUGUCCGAGGAGACGGCCACCACGGCCGGCGCGGCCGACUCGAGCGAUCAAAGUGAUAAAUUCAACCGCCCGCCCACCCACAAUCAGAAAAAGCCCAAGCUCAGCAAGCUGGGCACCAAAAGCGUUGGACUCAAACGCGUGUCGUUCGGCUCUUCGAAAGGCUUUUUUUUUGAGACUUUGGUGUUUGAGACGCCGACGCCGCUCUCUGAGCACGUGGAGCCGAGCUUUGGUUUCGAUGCGGCCGACGCCGCUGCUGCGGCCGCUGCCGGCGCUGCUGCUGGUCAGCCGCUGCUGGCAGCAACUGCAACAGCGGCGACGCAUUUACCGCUAAUCGGCAGCAAUUACGCCACCUACGGUGACUAUGCAAAACUGAAUAUGGACGACAGCGGCAUCGAGGUGCAGGAAGAAUCGGAGCGUUCGAUAGUGCGCGUUUCAAUUUACCAAAGCAGUCAACCGCAACAGAUUUGUCCGCCAGCCGAGUAUACAUUAACGAGUUUUUCAGAUAAUUUAGAUAAUACGUUUAGUAGCUACAAUUGUAACAUAGACUUUACGCAAAUUGCGGCGGCAACGAUGCAGCCAACCGUUGGCCUGGGACCAGCCUAUGAUAGACAGCAGAGCACUGAUUCCGGCUGGGAUAAUCCGUUUCGUCCGGGCGGCGAUUUAUCCAGAGAGGCUGAUGAAAUUGUUAGCAUGAUACGUGGCGGCAAGCCCAUCACGCCCACAGAGGAUCGUACAAUAGGCAACGGCAACGCACAGCAUGGCGACGACAACUGUAAUGGCGCUACUGCAACAGGCGAGACAGUUACCAAAACAAAUCUCUCGCAGAAUCAAGCGACAGCACAAAACGGUACAAAUUCCCAUGGCGGCAAGGUGGUCGGCUCGACUGGAGUGGGUGGAGCAGGUGGCAAUGGGGUGGCAAGCGGAGCGGUAGCUGGCAAGGGGGAUAGCAAUAAUGGCGUCACUUCACUGGCUCAAGUCUCAAAGCAGGUGGUGCCGGGACCAACUUCGGCUAGUCACGUGGUCAUCGACGAGAAGAAGAACAAGAAAAAGGGUUGCUGUGUGGUGCAAUAAUCAACGAGAAACGAGGAACAGCAAACAGCGAGCGAAAGCAGAAAGAGAA
Messenger RNA from Drosophila arizonae, 1701 nucleotides. RefSeq lists its product as uncharacterized. The record is from RefSeq and is a predicted model, not a curated record. NCBI's taxonomy places the organism in Eukaryota, Metazoa, Arthropoda, Insecta, Diptera, Drosophilidae.